Molecule: messenger RNA, 669 nt
Organism: Racocetra fulgida
Lineage: Eukaryota; Fungi; Glomeromycota; Glomeromycetes; Diversisporales; Gigasporaceae
Source: the annotation of a GenBank genome assembly
ACUUUCCUACUGAUAUAACUGAAGAUGGUUAUGAUAAAUUUAAAAAGAAAGUAAACAAGAUAUUCAAAGAUUCUCACUGGGAUACAGAUAUUGCACUAAUUAAUUUGGAAAAAACUGGUAGUUAUUCUAUCGCUAUACCUUUUGGUCAACAAAUUGCUAAAAAUCAAGUAAUUAUCAAUUUAAAAUCUGAUUUAAAAGCGAAUAAUGAUAAUUUUUAUUGGAAUAUUUGGCAAGGAUUAAUUGAAUAUGCAAGAAAACUGGAUAUAUAUGAUGAACAGUUAGGUAGAAGGCUUGCGAUUAAACUGAUUUUAUAUGAAUCUCCCAUAAGUACUAUGGGUUUUGAUGAAACUAAUCAGAAUCAUAUUGGUGAAUUAGAUAUUAAAGUUGAGAGCGAAUCUAAUGACUUAACUCAAGUUAACAAGGUACAUGGAAGUGGAAGUAGUUUAAUUCAUAUAAAUAAUUUUAAAUCACCUCAAGAUUCUAACACCCAAGAUGUAGAAAUGACAAUUGUUGAAGAAGAGACAGUAGACUAUCACAAUAUACAUGGGUAUUCAAAUCCUAAUGAGAUCAACGUUGAAACUGCCUACCAAGAUAUUAUUGUGUCUGAGGACAUGAAGACUUUAAUAGAAUUGAAAGAUACUUGGGCAAAAAAUAACCAUGAAAAGUUCC